UAUAAUACGAAGCUACGGCUCUGUAAACUCUACUGCACAUAGCAAAGUCUAGCCAGGAUAUAUCACAGCCGAUAUAAGCAGACAGCACGUGUUAUCAUAGGACGUACGUGUAUUCAGGAGACCAACCAGACAGGUGUAACGCCCAGACACCCGGCAAAACCUACUGCCCCGGACACUCUUCGCGAACUGAGCUGGUCCGACACAAGCUACCGAUGGAUGCUAAGCCUAUCCCUUUUGAAGAGGUGGAGCGGUGUGUGAAGCCACCUCCACCGGAGACGAAGACUUAUUCAUUUCAUCAUACGUGCUACCGUAUCAAAGACCCUCGCGUGACAGUAGAUUUUUACUCUAGAGUCUUGGGCAUGAAACUAAUAGCGACUUUGCCCCUAGAGAACCUCAAGACCACAAUGUAUUUUAUGGGGUACACAGAAGAGGGGGAGAAGGUGCCCUCUGACUUCAAAGAACGGAUGGAGUUUCUUCUCCACAGGAAAAAACACACGCCAGUGAUCGAGUUUCUCCACAACUGGGGAACAGAAAACAUGCCCGACCUAAAGCUUCAUGAUGGAAACAAGGCGCCAAAGGGUUACUCUCACAUAUGCGUGGCUGUUCAAGAUGCAGAUGCCGAAAUAAAACGUGUAGCCAACUUAGGAGUUCGUGUUAUCAAGGAAUCUGGUGGCCAGGGCUAUGCUUUCAUAGAGGACCCAGAUGGAUACUGGGUAGAAUUUCUCGACGGAGAUCGUCUUGGAUCACCAGGAGACCCAAACAUUGACAUCACGGAGAUGAAAGCAGCCAUUGGUUUCUAGAAAUCCCAGGCCACAUGA
Messenger RNA from Lingula anatina, 818 nucleotides. RefSeq lists its product as uncharacterized. NCBI's taxonomy places the organism in Eukaryota, Metazoa, Brachiopoda, Lingulata, Lingulida, Lingulidae. The record is from RefSeq and is a predicted model, not a curated record. Gene Ontology annotation, molecular function: lactoylglutathione lyase activity; metal ion binding.